Messenger RNA from Salvia hispanica, 1800 nucleotides. RefSeq lists its product as uncharacterized. The record is from RefSeq and is a predicted model, not a curated record. Lineage: Eukaryota; Viridiplantae; Streptophyta; Magnoliopsida; Lamiales; Lamiaceae.
GGGAGGAGAAGAACAAAUGCAAACACUGAGAUUCUAGUUAUGUUGAUUUUGUUACUAUUUUUCAGGAUUUAAUUGAGCUUCAUUUUUGCAUAUCUCGCUUUAGAUGCUUUUUUAAGAUUUUACUCUCUGGCUUUGCUGUGUGUGUCUAAGCCAUGCAAGCCGUCAAGGUUGGCUGGGCUGGGCAAGUAUUUGCUCUUGCCUCCAGCAAUGACUCCAGUGGGAAGAAGACCCGGGUUAGACGGUCAAAAGAGGAGAGGAAGCUGAUAGCUGAGUCUUUUAUAAAGAAAUAUCAGAAUUCAAAUGAUGGGAAUUUCCCAUCCCUCAACCUGACACACAAAGAAGUUGGUGGUUCUUUUUAUACAGUCAGGGAGAUUGUUCGAGAGAUUAUUCAAGAAAAUCGAGUCUUAGCCCCUCCUAAAGUGUCUCAAGAAGAACAUGGCCUUUCCGGAUUAUUGGAACAGCAUCCAUUAGGAUCUAUCUCAAUGGAACCAACUGUCAACUUGUCAGUAUCAGAUAGAGGUGAUGUGGUAACGCACAUUGCACCCAACGAGAUUCCGUUUUCGAGUGCAGAAAAUGUUACAUCUUUCAGUGAAUCUUAUGAGUUGGCUGAGCAAAAUGGAGGUUCUGAUCGAACAAGUGAAAGCUAUCAUGUACCUAGUCAUUAUCGAGAAAAAAACAUGGAAGAGGUUUCAAACUCACCUCAAACGAAAAGUCACAACCUUGAGGAAAAUAUUGUGAAGGGAUUCGUGGUGGCUGAUCAUAACAAAAAUACUGAUGAGGGUCAAGGGAGUCAAAUGCUUAGUGAUGAGCAGUAUCACGUUAAGAACGAGCACACAGUUUUCAAGGAUAAAGAAUUUGGGGGAAGAAUUUAUAAUGAGCCCACAGCAAUCAAGACUCUGAAUCAAGAGAAACUCGAAGCUCAAACUGUAGAAUCGUCUCUAUCUGUUAACUCUCAUACUAACUCCGAUAUAGUGGUGGAAACAUUUCCGUUGAGGCCUGUACCUACAACAAUUGACAAAAUGGCUGGAGAAUCUGGUAAACAACAAGAGGCAGCUGAAACGCUUGAAGAUAAGGGAAUGUGGCAAGAAAAGAAGACAUUUACCCAGAGCUCUUCUAGUUUUGUCAGUAAGAAAGCUGACGAAAAUAGGCAUCCAGAUUCAACAGUGGAAGUGAAUGGUGAAAACAGGGAUGCAAAAGUGGUGCUUAAUCUUCAAGGCCCGUCAAUGGAAAAUGCCAAACCCAAUGAGCUUGAUACAGGUAGCAUUGGAGAGCUUGCGUCCAAGGUUUCGUUGCCUGAUGGUGCUCAGGCCAGCAGUUCUAGCAAAACGUUGAUCUCUGAGGACUCCACUGCAGUUGUAGGAAAAUCCAGAGAUCGAAAUGAUAACAACGUGGCAAAGGGAAACAAUCCCACACUGGACAGAAUCAAUCUAGAAACUUGGGAUAGAGCAGCAAGGAAUUCUCCUCAACCUGAAAGUAAUCCGCUCCUGGCAUUAGUGAAGUCGAUCAUCUCUUCGUUUGUGAAGUUUUGGACCGAGUAAUUCUCAUUUUCUCCGUUCUCUCCUUUGAGCAGUUCUUGAUAUUGGUCAGCCUUGUAGAUUGUUUGUGGUGGCGUGAUGCUCUCCAUAGAGUUGUUGUUUGUUGCUAGUGAUCUGUUUGAAUUCAAGAAUAUGGGUCUGUUUUUUCACUGGGAUUAUUUUCUGCCAUGUUCGAAUAGAAGAUGUUUGACCAGUAAUGCUUUUUGUAAAAUUACUAGUCAUAUGAUCUUGGUAUAAUAUUGGAGAUGUAUAUAGUGAAUGCUAA